Messenger RNA from Closterium sp. Yama58-4, 2427 nucleotides. The record is from the annotation of a GenBank genome assembly. Lineage: Eukaryota; Viridiplantae; Streptophyta; Zygnematophyceae; Desmidiales; Closteriaceae.
AUGGGCGAGCCCGAUUCAUGGGAGGAUAUCGCGGGCCAGCAGCAGCCGCCACCGCCAGGCGGCGCGGGCGGAUAUUACAACGCGCCGCCCGGCGCUGGCGGCGGAGCGCUCAACGUGAACGCGGCGGCGUUCGCGUUUAACCCGACGGCGGGCACGUUCGUGCCUAACUACGGCGGCCAGCCUGCUCCCGGUGGUGCUCCUGGCGCGUACGGUUACAACCAAGGCGGGUACGGUUACAAUCCGCAAGCGGCGUACGGUUACAACCAAGGCGGUUACGGUUACAACCAAGGCGGGUACGGCUACAACCAACAGCAGUACGGCGGUGGAUAUCAGCAACAGCAGUACGGCGGGGGAGGGUAUCAGCACCAGCAGCAGCAGUACGGGGGAAGGGGGGGAAGGGGAGGUGGCGGAGGGCGGGGAGGCGGAGGAUACGGCGGGGGACGAGGAGGCGGCGGAGGCGCUGCCCAGCAGCAGUACGCGCAACCGGCGCAGCCUCAGCAGCAGCAGCCGUCGGGGCCGGCGGUAACUAAAACCCUCGGCGGUCCCGCGUCUUCCGGCCCGGCCGUCUCGAAAACCCUCGGCGGUCCCGCGUCGUCCGGCCCGGCAGUCUCGAAAACCCUCGGCGGUCCUGCGGUCACCAAGUCCCUUGUAACGAGCACUCGCCGUCACUCUUGGCGGCCGCAGCCUCCCACAUGCAAUUCCCGUCUGAUCCGCCAAAUUUGCCUGUUCCCCCGCGCGCUCGUCCAUUCCCUAGCCUUCCCUUCCACCCUCGCUCUCGCCCUUACUUUUCACACGUUCCGCCCUCUCGCGCGGCUUUCCUCCGCCGCGCCCCACUCCCCGCGCCCCCCUCCCCGCGCCUCCUUCCCCGCGCCCUCCUCCCCGCGCCUCAUCUUGCCCUCGCUUCGUGCAGCGGACGCGGCAGCAGCGGCGGUGGCAGCGGUGAGCAUCAAGGAGGUCGAAAAGGAUGAAACCCCUUCUGCAGACGGAUCAGCAGAAUCCGCCAAGGUCGAAGCCGCUGCAGCGGCAUCAGCGUCCGCGGCGGCGGCGGCGGCGGUAGUGGAGGAGGAGGAGGCGGAGGAGGAGUUUGAGAUCCCUGAGUCGGAGGACAAGCGCCAGCACCUCAACCUCGUCUUCAUUGGCCACGUUGACGCGGGCAAGUCGACGAUCGGAGGGCAGAUCCUGUACCUGGCGAACAUGGUGGACGAGCGCACCAUCCAGAAAUACGAGCGCGAGGCCAAAGACAAGAACCGCGAGAGCUGGUACAUGGCAUAUAUCAUGGACACCAACGAGGAGGAGCGAGCCAAGGGCAAGACAGUGGAGGUCGGUCGGGCGCACUUUGAGACGGAGAAGAAACGAUACACCAUCCUCGACGCCCCGGGCCACAAGAACUACGUACCCAACAUGAUCAGCGGAGCAUCACAGGCGGACGUGGGCGUGCUGGUGAUAGCGGCGCGCAAGGGCGAGUUUGAGACGGGGUUUGAGCGCGGAGGGCAGACGCGCGAGCACGCACAGCUCGCCAAGACGCUCGGCGUGUCCAAGCUCGUGGUGGUGGUCAACAAGAUGGACGACCCCUCCGUGCAGUGGAGCCAGGAGCGGUAUGACGAGAUAGUCACCAAGCUCACGCCCUUCCUCAAGCAGUGCGGCUACAACACCAAAAAAGAUGUGCAGUACCUACCAAUAUCGGGCAUCCAGGGUGCGAACAUGAAGGAGCGGGUGAAGAAGGACGUGUGUCCGUGGUACGACGGGCCGUGCUUCUUUGAGGUCCUGGAUGCUCUCGCCCCACCCGACCGCGACCCCAAGGGCCCCGUCAGAAUGCCCAUCAUAGACAAGUACAGAGACAUGGGCACGGUGGUCAUGGGCAAGGUGGAGAGUGGCUGCAUCAAGCGAGGCGACACACUCACCGUCAUGCCCAAUAAGACCGUGGUGAAGGUGGUGACCAUAUUCCGAGACAACGACGAGGUGGCAUUCGCUCUGCCGGGGGAGAACCUCCGCGUGCGCCUCACAGGCAUCGAGGAGGAGGAGGUCUCUGCCGGCUUCGUGCUCUCCUCGCGCAAGCGUCCCAUUGGAGUGUGCACAGAGUUUGACGCUCAGCUGCAGAUCCUGGAGCUGUUGGAUCACAAGGCCAUCUUCACGGCGGGGUACAAAGCGGUGCUGCAUGUGCACAGCGUGGUGGAGGAGUGUGAGAUCAUCAGCCUGCUGCAGCAGACGGAUCCCAAGACCAAGAAGCCCAUGAAGAAGAAACCCCUCUUUGUCAAGAGCGGUGCUAUCGUGGUCGUGCGCAUUCAGGUGAGCGACCCCAUCUGUGUGGAGAGAUUCGCCGACUUCCCGCAGCUCGGCCGCUUCACUCUGCGCGACGAGGGUGAGUCACACCACCACGCCAGCGCUGCACACGGGCCCGCCAAUGGCCUCGCACAACCAGCGUGCUGA